CGCGCCGGGCGACUGCGAAUGCUACCGAGAAUCCCCGAUUUCAAAGCCCUAAAUUUUUUAGUACUUCCUAUUCACCACCCGCUCUUUUCCGAUCGCCUGCUCCGCCGAUCAACGCUCGUCUGUCCCCGCCUUCAAGUUAGUUCCCUCUUCGUUCCACUGCAUUUCUCCGCCUCUCUCGAAACACCGACUCCGAACCUGGAAAUCCAUGGGAGAAGAGGCGGGAAUGAGCAAAGAGAGCGGAGAAAACGACGCCGUCGAAGAUGAAGAAUGCUCCGAAGAACGCGGCCACGGUGGACAGUGGCCGGUGUUGAGAUUCGACGUCCCACCUCGGAGGGCUUACCACUUCUUCGCAGCAGUCGACUGAGCGAACCCUACCCUUAGCCCUAACGGCAGCGAGCGAGCAGCAACAACAACUUCCUUAAAGGGGUGAAAUGGUCCCCUGACGGCUCUUGCUUCUUGACAAGCUCCGAUGACAACACCCUCCGCCUCUUCUCUCUACCGCAGGAAGCAUACAGCAAGUGCUGGGACUGGGAAUCCGAUGCUUGUUUAGGCGAUCGAGGUCUGAUGUAUAACUAACGAGGACUACGAUUCCUAUAGUUCUGAUCUCAUGGUCACUGAAGCGGAGACCGUUUAUGACUACUGUUGGUACCCGUACAUGUCUUCAUCAGACCCUGCCACCUGUGUUUUCGUAAGCACUACGCGUGAUCAUCCUAUUCAUCUAUGGGAUGCCGUUACCGGUCAGCUGAGAUGCACCUACCGAGCGUAUGAUGCGAUGGAUGAAAUAACAGCUGCACUUUCGGUUUCUUUCAAUUCCUCCGGCACUAAGAUUUUUGCUGGAUAUAAUAAAUUCUUAAGAGUGUUUGACAUACAUUGCCCUGGUCGAGAUUUUGAGCAAUAUCCGCUUAAAGGCAGUGAUGGGCCUUCAGGUCUUGUAUCAUCAAUUUCCUUUUCUCCCACACAUAGUGGGCUUCUGGCAAUUGGAUCUUAUAGCAACAUGACUGCAGUAUAUGCUGAGGUUAAUAUGGAACUUUUAUAUGUUUUGCAUGGUCAAGUAGGCGGUGUUACACAGGUCUUGUUCUCAAAAGAUGGGAACUAUAUAUAUACUGGAGGACGGAAGGAUCCAUAUAUAUUAUGCUGGGAUAUUCGUAAUACUGCUGGUAUUGUUUACAAGUUGUAUCGUUCAUCAGAGUACACAAAUCAGCGAAUAUCCUUUGAUAUUGAACCCUGGGGUAGGCACCUUGGUACUGGAGGAGAGGAUGGUCUGAUUCAUAUAUAUGACCUUCAGACUGGACAGUGGGCAGGAGGAUUUCAAGCUGCCUCUGAUACCGUCAAUGGCUUUUCUUUCCAUCCAUCAUUACCUUUUGCCGCAUCCUCGUCUGGGUGCCGCAGGUUUAGCAUGGACGAUAGUUCCGAAGAGGACAUCAGUUUGACCGGUGAUGAAAAUUGUGCAUCUGUUUGGGCCUUCUCUUGUUUGACGGAGGAGGAUAACACACGUAACUCAUGAACCCGAUUCAAAAGCUUAUACAAGAUCCAAAGCUGACGAAUCUUUCUGCUGACCCAUUCUAUUGCUGUUGAAUUUUGUAUCUUAUGCGUGUUCUUACGUUGCAUUGAAGUAUGCCUGAGCUAGUUAUUUUUGCUGAUGUGAUGUAGAAGGAAGCUAAGGGUGUGUUUGACAAUUCUAAAAUAUGAUUGAGUUUGGACUAGUUA
This is a messenger RNA of Asparagus officinalis (garden asparagus), 1707 nucleotides long. RefSeq names its product telomerase Cajal body protein 1. Lineage: Eukaryota; Viridiplantae; Streptophyta; Magnoliopsida; Asparagales; Asparagaceae. Gene Ontology annotation, molecular function: protein binding. The record is from RefSeq and is a predicted model, not a curated record. Bases 608 to 1504 code for a protein of 298 amino acids. The transcript is spliced from 13 exons.